ACUCGUUCUAGGUCUCUUUGUCUUUGUUUCAGCUCACAAUCUUCACUUCUCAAUUCAAAUCUUCAGCAAUCCCGAACCUUGAUUCAGUUUUCCAAUUUUACCCCUGCACUAUAUUUUAAUUACCAGAGUAGACAGCUCUUUGAUGAGAAAGAUUUGAAUUGGUAAAAUGAUCGUUAGAAAGUACAAUCGGCGGAAUAGAAGCUUGACGCGAAACUGUUCUGAUGAGUACGACGCCGUUUCGGAUGAGUACGACACUGUUCUGUCGCAAGAGAAUAGUCAGGACGUGUUUGGCGUUCCGUUUUCUUCACAGGGGUCGUCUUCGCGGUGGAGCUUCGAGUCGGAUCUGUUCGGGUCGAAUUGUUCCCAAGAUUCGGGUCAAUUGGGGAUCCGGACACGGGGGGAGAUAGGGGUGAGUGGAAUUGAGGGGGGUGAUUUGGGUGGGAGUAGGGUUUUGAAGAAGCCGAGAAAUGAGUUUGAUUUCGAGGCCUAUGGGUUGGAUUUCUCGCAAGAAUCGCAGGAAUUGGCGAUUUUGCCGCCCAAGAUUGGUGGGGAUUUGGAGAUUGGUGGUGGGGUUUUCGGGAAAUCGAAGAAAGUGGGGAAUGGUGGGGAAUUGGGGAUUGAUGGUGGGGUUUUUGGAAAAUCAAAGAAAGUGGGGAAGAAGGGGGGGAAAGUGAAGGAGAAGAGGGAGGUUUACAUGCCCGUGGUGGAGCAGACGAAGACGUUGAUGGAGACUCAGGAGUUUGGGGAAAUGAUGGAGCAUGAGGAUGAGGUUUAUUUUGCGUUGGAUGGGUUGAGAAAAGGGCAGCAAGCAAGGAUUAGGCGCGCGAGUUUGUUGUCUUUGUUGGCGAUUAGUAAGACUGCUCAACAGCGUCGGCAUUUGAGAACUAAUGGGACAGCAAAAACAAUUCUAGAUGCUGUCAUGGGACUCAGUUUGGAUGAUCCACCUAGCAACCUUGCUGCUGCAGCUCUUUUUUACAUCCUUACCAGUGAUGGUCAAGAGGAUCGGCUUAUUGAUUCACCCAGUUGCAUUCGUUUUUUAAUGAAAAUGGUGAAGCCACUCUCCACUAACACUUCUAAAGUCAAAGCUCCAUCCAUUGGCUCCAAACUUUUAGCAUUGAGGAAGGAUUCCUCCUGCUCACAAGGUAUUAAUGAUGUAGAAUCGACAUCUAGUGCCAUCUUUCUAAAGGUUCAGGAGCUUCUUAUCAGUUGCAAGCAAAUGAAGCCUAGAGAUGGGAAAGAUAAUGUAAAAGAAAAGCCAGAAUUGAGUCCAAAAUGGAUAUCUUUACUAACAAUGGAGAAAGCUUGCUUAUCUACCAUAUCUUUUGAAGAGACCUCAGGGAAUGUGCGAAAGGCCGGGGGAAACUUUAAGGAAAAAUUCAGAGAGCAUGGGGGACUUGAUGCAGUAUUUGAUGUGACCAGACAGUGUCAUUUGAAUAUGAAGAGAUGGUUAUCAGAUCUUGCAUGUCAAGUUCUUGAAGAAUCUAAAGAUGAUGUGAACUUAGAAAGUUUGAUGCUGCUCUUGAAGUGUCUGAAGAUUAUGGAAAAUGCUACGUUUCUUAGUCAGGAUAAUCAGAGCCAUUUACUUGGGAUGAGGAGUAAACCUAACUCUGAACAUCAACCACAAUCUUUCACAAAACUUAUGCUAAGCAUUAUUCAGAUUUUAUCAGGAAUUUCUUUGCAUUUAAACACUUCAGAUAGUGCUGAUGAUGAAAUGUUGUGCAGUUCUUCAGGAAGACCUGCAGCAGAAAAGCACAAUGAUAGCAACGGGAACAAUGAAAUUGUUUAUAUCAGCUCUUCUACGGAGUUUCCUAGCACGCAGUGGACUUCUUCUCAAACCAGCUCCAAUUUAUCCCAAAACAGUAGACAGUUGGCUUCCAUUCAAUUAGGGAGUUCCAAAUCCAUUUCUGAUACCACCACUAAGUGUCCAGCGGAAGCUACAAUGUUGAAGAUUAGAUCUGAUUCUUCUGCAAAUAACUCAUGCAGUGGUGCGGUAGGAUGUUCAAAUGGGCAAAAUCGGCCAAGUAAUAGCUCAUGGCUAAAAUUUGCCAUCUCCAAGACAUCUGACGCCUCCGAAGGUACCCGAAUUGAACUCCUGGAGGAAAGCCAAGAUCCUUUUGCUUUUGAUGAAGGUGAUUUUGAGCCAUCUAAGUGGGAUUUACUAUACGGGAAAGAAAGUGUCUCUCAGAAUGAGAAAACAAAUUUAGCAGAUGAAGAACAUAAAAGUGUAUGCCAACCUCACCUGAGUUUAGGCCAUGAAGAAUUGAGUAGCAUGGAAAAUCAACAUUCCUCUCAAAGCUCUCCUCAGGCCUCUUGUUCUUCUGCUGUGGAUGAAGAGAAGUCCAGCCUUCUGUCAAAUUGCCUUCUUACAGCUGUUAAAGUUCUGAUGAAUUUGACAAAUGAUAAUUCUGUUGGCUGUCGGCAAAUUGCUUCCUGUGGAGGCCUAGAAACGUUGUCAUCAUUGAUAGCUGGACAUUUUCCAACAUAUAGCUCACAUUUCUCUCCUUCCACUAAUCCACAAAAGCAUAGCUUGUUGUCGAACAAAAUUCUAACAGAUGAUGAGUUAGAUUUUCUUGUUGCUCUCUUGGGCUUGCUUGUGAACUUGGUGGAAAAAAAUGGCGAGAACAGAUCACGGCUUGCAGCAACUAGUGUUUCAUGUCCUGCCUUAAAAGGAUUUGAAAGUGAAAGUAGGGAUGUGAUUCCACUAUUAUGCUCCAUAUUUUUGGCCAACCAAGGUGCUGGAGAGGCAGCGGAAGAAGGGAGAAAUAUGCCUUCGGAUGAAGAGGAUGUGCUAUUACAGGGGGAGAAAGAGGCGGAGAAAAUGAUUGUUGAAGCUUAUUCAGCCCUUCUUCUGGCAUUCCUUUCGACCGAAAGUACGGACAUACGCAGUGCAAUCUCUAAUUGUCUCCCAGAUCACAAGCUGUCCAUUCUGGUUCCUGUGUUGGAGAGAUUUGUGGAAUUUCAUUUGACACUUAACAUGAUUUCUCCGGAGACCCACACAACAGUGCUUGAAGUUAUUGAAUCAUGUAGAAUGCCUUGAAUGAUCAAUACUUGGAUGAGGAGAGGUCCGCCCCUCUCAAACACAACCAUACUCUGAGAUUGAAUCAUUAGAGUGAUUGUAAACCAAGAUGGGACAUUACACCAGCUUCAAAAAGUCGGGAAUGCUUUACCUGGCUCCAUCACAGCGAAACUGACCACAGGCUUACAGUAGUCUUAAUAGUUUCUUCAUCUACAUUGUGUUUAGAUAGGAAGACUGGCACAUUUUGUUUGUAUCCUUGUCUCUGUAUCUUUUAUAUAUGUUUUUGUUUUCCCCCCCAUUAUUUUCUUCAAGUUCUUUCACCAUCUCCUGUGAAGGUCUGGAGGCUUAUUCUUGUAUACCGAACAACAGUAGCGAAAUUUAGUUGCUUAUGAUGCAUGUGCUGUGUAAUUUGUAAUCUGACCCUUAUAUGAGUGAUUUCUAGAUUGUAUAUAUAUAAUCCUCUCCUUUCUUUUC
Daucus carota subsp. sativus is the source of this 3490-nucleotide messenger RNA. Its product is annotated as wings apart-like protein 2. Bases 167 to 3037 code for a protein of 956 amino acids. The transcript has 13 exons. Lineage: Eukaryota; Viridiplantae; Streptophyta; Magnoliopsida; Apiales; Apiaceae. The record is from RefSeq and is a predicted model, not a curated record.